This is a messenger RNA of Raphanus sativus (radish), 1075 nucleotides long. Its product is annotated as caffeoyl-CoA O-methyltransferase 1. Gene Ontology annotation, molecular function: S-adenosylmethionine-dependent methyltransferase activity; O-methyltransferase activity. The transcript is spliced from 4 exons. The coding region runs from base 66 to 839 and encodes 257 amino acids. The record is from RefSeq and is a predicted model, not a curated record. NCBI's taxonomy places the organism in Eukaryota, Viridiplantae, Streptophyta, Magnoliopsida, Brassicales, Brassicaceae.
AUCAUCCGAAAACACUUUAACAUACACAGAGAGAGUUGUUAAAAAAAUAACAUAUACAGAGAGAGAUGGCGACUACCACAGUAGAGACAACGAAGACAUCUACCGGUGGAGAAGACAAGCAAUCUCAGAAUCUCCGACACCAAGAAGUCGGUCACAAGAGUCUCUUACAGAGCGACGAACUCUACCAGUAUAUUCUGGAGACAAGUGUGUAUCCAAGAGAACCAGAAUCAAUGAAGGAACUCAGGGAAGUCACAGCAAAACACCCUUGGAACAUAAUGACAACAUCGGCAGAUGAAGGUCAGUUUCUCAACAUGCUCAUCAAGCUCGUUAAUGCCAAGAACACUAUGGAGAUCGGCGUUUACACUGGCUACUCUCUCCUCGCCACCGCUCUUGCUCUCCCUGAAGACGGCAAAAUUCUGGCUAUGGAUGUUAACAGAGAGAACUACGAGUUGGGUCUACCGAUCAUCGAGGAAGCUGGCGUUGCUCACAAGAUCGACUUCAGGGAAGGCCCUGCUCUUCCUGUUCUUGAUGAACUCGUUGCUGACGAGAAGAACCAUGGAACAUAUGACUUUAUAUUCGUCGAUGCUGACAAAGACAACUACAUCAACUACCAUAAACGUUUGAUUGAUCUUGUGAAAGUUGGAGGAGUGAUCGGCUACGACAACACUCUUUGGAACGGCUCCGUUGUGGCCCCUCCUGAUGCACCGAUGAGGAAGUACGUUCGUUACUACCGAGACUUUGUUCUUGAGCUUAACAAGGCUCUCGCUGCUGACCCUAGGAUCGAGAUUUGCAUGCUUCCCGUUGGUGAUGGGAUCACUAUCUGUCGUCGGAUCAAUUGAUUGAUAUCACACUUUUGAGUGUGGGUGGAUUAACUUUCCUCCCUCUGUUUUUCAAAUUGCUCUUAUCACCACCAUUCACCAACCAACCAAAAUGGACCGCUUUUAUGUAUUUUGUUUAGUAUCUCCCCAUUGUUCAUUUGUGUUUUGCUUUCUUUGUGAACAGAUAAAUAAUGUUGUCAACCUUAUAUGAUAAAACAUCUAAAACAAAAUAUCACUCAUUAAGUUUUCUAGAGAAA